AUGAGCGAGCAAGCAGCGCCUAUCGACGUCCCGGUGGUGAUUCUAGGAGGCGGCGGCUGUGGCCUCAGCCUCUCCUGCUUCUUGUCCGACUAUGGCAUCGAGCACUACCUCUUCGAAAAGCAUCCAGGCACGGCGCUUCUCCCUCGGGCCCACUACAUCAAUCAGCGUUCCAUGGAGAUUUUCCGUCAGCACGGCAUUGCAGAGCGCAUCAAGGCCGUCGGCUGCCCGAUCCGCAACAUGAGCCAGAUAGACUGGCGAACGUCCCUCGCCGGCGACGGCCCCUACGAUGGGCGGGUGAUCGGCUCGGUUCCUUCUUUCGGCGGGUCGGUCGGGACCCGUGACUUUGAGAGUUAUCGUGAACACGGGGCCGAAUUGUCUUGUAACUUGCCUCUAGUGCGAGCCGAACCCAUUCUCCGGCAGAUUGCCGAGGAGCGGAACCCGGGCCGAAUCCAGUUCGGCCACAGGGUCCUCGACUUCACCGAGGAGAAGGACGGCGUGUUGGUCAAGGUUGAAGGGCCCGACGCCAAGAUCCAAGUCUACCGCGCUAAGUACCUUGCGGGAGCCGACGGUGGCAAGUUUGCUGGCGACAGGAUAGGAGCUCGCAUGGAGGGUCCGACAAACCUUGUUGAGUUUCUCAGCGUGUAUUUCAAGGCGGAUCUGUCCGAGUACUGUGACGACCGGACCUUAAUCUCCCACUUCAUCAACCCGGAGGGAGAGAAGAUGGAGCGUUUCGACUGCGGCGUGCUGGUCAAGAUGGGCCCUACCUGGGAUCGCCGUUCCGAGGAGUGGCUCCUCCACUUUGGCGUGCCCGUCGACGAGCAUCUGCCGUUAGAGGCGGACGAGCUCGCUGCCCGGGGUCGGCAGCUAUUGAAGAUUCCGGACCUGAAGAUGGACGUCAUCAAGGUCAGCCGCUGGGUCCUGGAGAGGACACUGGCGUCCAAGUACCAAGAAGGCCGCGUGUUCCUGGCCGGAGACGCGGUGCACAAGCGGCCGCCCACAACCGGGCUCGGACUCAACACGGCCAUCGAUGACUCGCUGAACCUGGCCUGGAAGCUGGCCUUCGUCCUGCGUGGCAAGUCCGAACCCUCCAUCCUGGACACGUACGGGAUCGAGCGUCGGCCCGUGGGCGGGCGGAACUGCGAUUGGGGCCUCUUCACCUUCUCCAACUACCCCGUGCUCCAAGCAGCCGUCGGCUUCAUUCCCGGACAGAGGGAAUACAACCAGCAGCGGGUAGCUCGUAUGUUCGAGGACUCGCCCUACGGCGAGACAGCGCGGUACCACCUGCAGCGGGUUCUCGAAACACAGGAUGUCGAGUUCUGUGCGCACAACAUCGAGCUCGGCUUCUCGUACGACAGCCCGGCGGUGGUGCCGGACGGAUCGGUCAAGCCCAAGGAAGACCCCGGUGGACGAGUGUACGUCCCCACGACGCGACCCGGCCAUCGCCUGCCACAUGCCUGGAUCGAGCAAGACCACAAGGUCGUCUCGACCCACGACCUGAUUGGCGACGGGCGCAACCACGACCUGCUCUUGAUCACAGACGAGGCGGGGGAUGACUGGUCGCGCGCGGCCGCGGGCAUCUCGGCGUCCUCCCGGAUCCGCAUCGGCGUGGCGGCGAUCAAGGCCCAUCGUCAUUGCCGCGAUCCCGGUCUCUACGUCGACUGCGACGACAGAUGGGCGAGGGUGCGGGAAUUCGGCGACGGAGGUGCGAUUGUUGUCCGGCCCGACAACUUCGUCUUGUGGAGGAGCAUGGGCCCCUCGCGUCGCGGUGGAGAGGAGCUUGCCGAGGAGCUGGAGAAGGUGUUUAAGCUCAACUUGAGGAAUGGCCCUGUUAAUACCGCGCUGGCGGCGAUUAAUUAG
Messenger RNA from Phialemonium atrogriseum, 1857 nucleotides. Its product is annotated as FAD binding domain protein. The record is from RefSeq and is a predicted model, not a curated record. NCBI's taxonomy places the organism in Eukaryota, Fungi, Ascomycota, Sordariomycetes, Cephalothecales, Cephalothecaceae. Gene Ontology annotation, molecular function: oxidoreductase activity; FAD binding. The transcript is spliced from 2 exons. The coding region runs from base 1 to 1857 and encodes 618 amino acids.